Molecule: messenger RNA, 1376 nt
Organism: Pygocentrus nattereri (red-bellied piranha)
Lineage: Eukaryota; Metazoa; Chordata; Actinopteri; Characiformes; Serrasalmidae
Gene: cd83
Product: CD83 molecule
Exons: 5
Coding region: 132-788 (218 amino acids)
Source: RefSeq, a predicted model, not a curated record
CACCUGACGUGAGCUCCUCCCGCGCGUGGGCGUGCACGUGCGGUCAUACAGUCUGGGGGGAUUCCACCUUUCACUUUCAGCCCCGUGAUAUAAACACGGCAACUGUCAGACUUCUCCAUCGGCGCCUAACGAUGCACUACACUGGAGUACUGAGCCUGUUUCUCCUCUCACUCGCUGUCCGAGAGCACAGCGCCAGCGGGGAGCAUGAAGCGCUGUCCGUCUGCGGGGGGGACGCAGUUUUGCGCUGUUUGGCAGCGACUGAGCCCGGUGUGCGCUACCAGUCUGUCAUAUGGUACAAGGUCAGCGAGGCUCCCUCUCACAAGUUAACUGGUCUAGUGCUGAAGAGGCUGACACAAAAUAACGGCACUAUUCAAAGAUACAGAGGUUUGAUGCGGGAGGUGGAGCUGCUGGAGGGUUCACAGAGCCUUCUCCUGCCCAACGUGACUGUGGAGGAUGCUGGGACAUACCUCUGCUUUCUCUCCGCUCCUCUCGGCCAUCAGAACCAGCAGAGAGAGAUUCACCUCAGGGUCUAUGAACAACCCAAAGAUGACGCAGGAAAAUAUGAAGAAAGUGAUACAUUUUAUCUGGUGCUGGCCAUCACUUUACUUAUAGCAGCACUGCUGAUGUUCUAUGUUAGUUAUAUUUGUCUAAGGAAUACACUAAUCAGCCACAAAGACAAGUUCUCAAAAGAUGCUCGACUAAAGACAACUCAGAAGAUGAAGCACCUCAUCGUUAGCUUGGAAUCAAAAGGAGUUGUUUCGAAGAUUUCAGCCCAGGAAUAUGUGUGACUCUGUGUGACCUCAUAUUCUGGUCUCAAACCGAGAAACACGUCAAAGAUGGUCAGUAGAAGAAAUAGUGCCUUGUUGACAUUGUCUGAAUGGUGAGACAAUGUUCAAUGCUGGAAAAGGAAGGACUGGGCUUGUCCUUACUAAGACUGUGCCUGUGCUGGUAAAGCAUCUUUCAGGUGUGCGCAGUGGAGACUUUUUCGUUUGUAAUUCUCAUCUCAACUGAUUUUAAACUAUGCAAAUGUAUCAUUUCACAUACACCUGAUAAGAAGAUGCUUUUGUUAAAACCACAUAAAACCUGUUACAGAGCAGAGAGCUCUGUAGAUGGGAUAAGUGAUCGUUCAGAUGUCAUGUAGAAGCUGGAGUUUGUUAGCUUCCCACUAGCUGAUCUCCGGUCUAGACUUCUCCACGCAAGCUGAUCUCCGGUCUACACUUCUCCACGCAAGCUGAUCUAUGGUCUUCAGUCUAGACUGCUCCUCGCUAGCUGUAUACAGUUAUCUCUGUGAAGACAACUAUGUUUUCUAGUAUUUUUUUUUUCAUGCAAGUGGAAAACUUUAAUUUGAGGCUGUAUAAUUAAACUGUUUGAACAGA